AUGGCGUCCACCCCCCGUCUCCGAGUUCCGGCCAAGGAGCCAGAGGCGCGCCAAGGGCAGGGUAUGGAAGGCAACGCAUCCUGGUCCGGGUCCGGGGAGGCAGGGGGCCCGGCUCUUCUCUCGUUCGACGAGAUGCCAGAAUGGUUUCAACACGAGAAUAACCAGUGGAUUCUUGACGGUUACCGGCCCAUCUCGGGCUCGGCUCGCGCCUCGUUCCGCAGCUGGCGGUAUCUCCACAACGAGACGGUCAACAUCUAUUCCCAUCUCAUUCCGGCCGUUGUCUUCCUCCUCGCGAUCUUCAUUGUCGGUGAUAUUGUCUUGGGGGUAUAUAUAAUCUUUUGGUGUGAGACUACGCUACGCAUUAUUUAUUGGUCCAUGGCUCCAGAGCCACAAGUAUCGCUCCCUGCGAACACUAACGUUCGUGGCGACUGGCAUGUCGGUUGUGGCGCCCUUGAUUCAUGGGCUCGAUAUAUUCGGGCUAGACCUGAUGAAGAAAAAAGCUUUCACCUAUACCCUGGUGGCAAAGAUAGGCUGCCUUCUAUCUGGAACCGCACUUUACGCAACGUGCUUCGAAAGAUGAGGUUUCCCGAAAGUUGGUGGCCUGGAAAAUUCGACAUGUUUAGCUCCCACUCAUUCAUGCAUAUCCUAGUGGGUAUCUGGAAGCCUUCGACUAUGCUUACUCACAUAUUACCUGCUCGGCCUCUUGAGUUUGCUCCCUUUUGUAAAGCCUCUAACCACGGGGACGAGCGGCGGCCUCGCAACCCAGGUAGCGCUGUUGGGGAUUCUGGUGGCAAGGUGGCCGGGGAGAGAGAGCAGUUGCAGCGUAUGCAGCCUCCUCGGUUGCCUAAAGCUACAGUACGACAGUACCUAUGGGAUGCGGGUUGCUUGCCACUGGACGGUGCAAAAAUUAGUGGAAAGGGAGUGGUAGGCCCUUUUGCCAACGGCUUGUACCUUGACAAGCCUAUUAACUACCUAGUGGUUAGGCUCCUUCCACAGGCUGAACAAAGUAACCCUGUGAGGGGCACUACGGUGCGCGUCGACUUCCAUGAAUGCGGUCGCUAA
Messenger RNA from Cordyceps militaris CM01, 1062 nucleotides. RefSeq names its product hemolysin-III channel protein Izh2. Gene Ontology annotation, molecular function: signaling receptor activity. Bases 1 to 1062 code for a protein of 353 amino acids. The record is from RefSeq and is a predicted model, not a curated record. Gene Ontology annotation, cellular component: membrane. Lineage: Eukaryota; Fungi; Ascomycota; Sordariomycetes; Hypocreales; Cordycipitaceae. The transcript is spliced from 8 exons.